Lathyrus oleraceus (garden pea) is the source of this 1040-nucleotide messenger RNA. Its product is annotated as RING-H2 finger protein ATL33. Bases 182 to 757 code for a protein of 191 amino acids. Lineage: Eukaryota; Viridiplantae; Streptophyta; Magnoliopsida; Fabales; Fabaceae. The record is from RefSeq and is a predicted model, not a curated record. Gene Ontology annotation, biological process: protein ubiquitination. The transcript has a single exon.
AAUACUCCUAAUAAAACAUAAACAACUAAAACAAAACAUAACCAUCACCUUCAUAUGUCAUUAACAAACACUCUGAACCACUCUUUUCACCUAAGAAAAAACAUAAUCUAAGAAAAAACAUAAUCACAUGACAUAUUAUAGUCCCACACUUAGUUGUUACUAAUCAUAUAAUCUCAUCAUCAUGGAACACGCAACUCCGACCACACAUCCACCACCUUUACCUUUCUCAGCACCGCCACUAACCGCCGCACAAAUCACCUUCCUCACAACACCGCCACCACCUUUUCCUCCCCACUCCGUCGAUCUCUCCCCUCUCGAAUUUCUACUCGCCCUUAUCGCCAUCGUCACCAUACCCGCCUUGAUCUAUACCUGUAUAUUCGCCUUCGGAUUUCCGUUUUGUCGCCGGCGAACAGAGCAAAACCCUCGUGAACUCUCCGUUUCUUCCGAUGACAACACCAAAGUUGACGCUGCUUCCAUCUUCGAUCUAAUGUUCAGUACGGAUGCUCAUGUGAAGGAGAUCGGCGGAGAGUGUCCUGUUUGCUUGUCGGUGUUCACUGACGGUGAAAAACUCCGGCAGUUGAGUUGUUGUAAGCAUUAUUUUCAUGCUGACUGUAUUGAUUUGUGGCUUAGAAAUCGGUUUACUUGUCCGAUUUGCCGAGCUACAGUUUCCGGUAAACGCCGGAGUUUGCCAGCAGCGGCUCCGGCGAGAAAUUAUGAUAUGAUGCAGGGUCUUCCGGAUGCUUCCGGGUUAGUGUAAAAUUGUAAUUUGUGAAUUCUGUUAAAAAUUUGUGCUAUUUUGUUAUGUGUUAAAUCAGCUUAAUUAGAGUUGUGCAACACAUCAGACACUGAGGAGGGCGAAUUUCAAUCUGCAACAUUCCAAUUAUUCAGUUAUAGAUAUAAAAUUAAUUAGAGACAGAUUUAGGAAGUUUCUUAGAGUAAAAGUACAGAGUUUCUAUUUUCUCGUUAUUCAACUGCUGAGAUUAUUUAGUUUGCAAUCUUAUGUAAUUAAUGUUUUUUAUUUUAAUAUUGUUUUUGAUGCA